This is a messenger RNA of Sebastes umbrosus (honeycomb rockfish), 1562 nucleotides long. RefSeq names its product syntaxin 3A (gene stx3b). The transcript is spliced from 11 exons. Gene Ontology annotation, molecular function: SNAP receptor activity; SNARE binding. Gene Ontology annotation, biological process: synaptic vesicle fusion to presynaptic active zone membrane; exocytic insertion of neurotransmitter receptor to postsynaptic membrane; intracellular protein transport. NCBI's taxonomy places the organism in Eukaryota, Metazoa, Chordata, Actinopteri, Perciformes, Sebastidae. The record is from RefSeq and is a predicted model, not a curated record. Bases 363 to 1232 code for a protein of 289 amino acids. Gene Ontology annotation, cellular component: presynaptic active zone membrane; postsynapse; SNARE complex.
UCCUCUGCGCAUGCGUGAGCGUCAGAGAAGUGCGUUUUAGAAUGAUUACUGGCCAACGGACAGCAGAUUAAACGGCUCCACACAACUGUUGUUUUAAUCCUCUGGGCGAGGAGAUUUACGAAGAAAAAACACUGGUUUAUAAACCCCAGCAGCCAUAUUGUAUGGAAAAACGACGGAAAGACGUCUCUUUUGAGAAAAAAGUAGUUUUCUCCAGAUAACUCUGUCAAGACUUCUUCUGGGGACUUUAAGUGUUUUUCUUACCGGCGGAGGAAUUCACACACUGGGACUAGUUUUUGAGCCAUUUUCACACAACAUUGUGGUCAUCUCUUUGGUUUAAAGGUGUUAAAUUCACCGUGUGAACCAUGAAGGACCGAUUGGAGCAACUUAAAGCGACGUGUGAUCAAGAUGAUGAGGAGGUGGAGAUCUCUAUGGACAACGCAGCCUUCAUGGACGAAUUCUUCCUUCAGAUUGAGGACAUCAGGAACAGUAUUGAUAAAAUUGAUGAUAACGUGGCUGAAGUCAAAAAGCUUUUCUCCGUCAUCCUGUCUGCUCCCACAUCGGAUCAGAAAACACAGGAUGACUUGGAGGCAAUCACCAACGACAUAAAGAAGAUGGCCAACAAUGCAAGAAACAAACUCAAGACCAUCGAGAGGAAUCUGGAGUCAGAGGAGCAGGAGAGGGUGUCGGCUGACAUUCGGAUACGUAAAUCACAGCAUGCAGUGCUGUCCAGGAAGUUUGUGGAGGUAAUGACAAAGUAUAAUGAAGCCCAGGUGGACUUCAGGGAGAGGAGUAAAGGACGUAUUCAGAGACAACUAGAGAUCACCGGAAAAGCAACAACAGAUGAGGAACUGGAGGAGAUGCUGGAGAGCGGCAAUUCUGCUGUGUUUACUGCAGGGAUUGUGGACGCUGGGAUCUCUAAACAAGCCCUGAGUGAGAUCGAAGCCAGACACAAAGACAUUGUCCGUCUGGAAAGCAGCAUCAAGGAGCUGCACGAUAUGUUUGUAGACAUCGCCAUGCUGGUGGAGAGCCAGGGUGACAUAGUUGACAACAUAGAGCAGAAUGUAUCCAAGUCAGUGGACCAUGUAACAGAGGCUAAGGAGCAGACCAAAAAAGCUAUAAAGCAUCAGUCCAAAGCACGCAAGAAAAUGGUGAUAAUAGUGGUGGUUGUGCUGGUCUUGGUGGGCUUACUAGCCCUCAUAAUCGGGUUAUCAGUUGGAUUGAAGAAAAGCUGAUGAGCUAUUUGAAUAAGAGGAGAGCGGAGGAAGAUGAUCAUAAUCGGUGUAGUCUGUGCUGUGCUUGCUGUCAUCAUCCUCAUCAUCAUCCUCACCCAGACACUAUAACAGGACUGCUGUUUUGCUACCAUCAUCAUCAUCAUCCACUCCAUCCUAUCCUCCGUCAGCCCGCCAAAGAGUGAUCACUCCAUAUGGAUAUGAUCAUAUUUAACCUGCAGAUAUUCAACAAAAAAAAAACCCUGAAGGACAAGUGUUACAUUUGACCUCUGGAAAAAAAGAAGAACUACGAGACUUGUGAUAAUUAUAAACAACUUUUUUGUCCAAUCAGAA